UCUUUCUCCGCUUGAUAUUUUUCAAUUCCGCGUCUCUCUCUCUCUCUCUCUCUCUCUCUCGGUAGAAGUCGAAAAGAUCUAGAGAACAAAAUCCUGGCGUAAAUCUCGUUAGGGCUUUUCAAUUUUUGAAAAAAGCGCAAAAAACAUUUUGAUCUCUCUCUCUUUUUUCAAUGGCGGGUUACAAAGCAGAUGAUGAAUACGAUUACCUUUUCAAGGUUGUUCUAAUCGGUGAUUCUGGUGUUGGGAAGUCCAAUCUGCUUUCACGAUUCACGAAGAACGAGUUUAGCCUCGAGUCCAAAUCAACCAUCGGUGUCGAGUUCGCGACUAGGAGCUUGAAUGUUGAUGAUAAAGUCAUCAAAGCCCAGAUUUGGGAUACUGCUGGUCAAGAAAGGUACCGAGCCAUCACCAGCGCGUAUUAUCGAGGAGCCGUUGGAGCACUUCUUGUCUACGACGUAACCCGACACUCGACAUUUGAAAACGUGGAGACGUGGCUCAAAGAACUCAGAAACCACACCGAUCCAAACAUCGUAGUCAUGCUCGUCGGCAACAAAUCCGAUCUCCGCCACCUCGUGGCUGUUCAGACAGACGAUGCCAAGUCGUUCGCUGAGAAAGAGUCUCUUUACUUCAUGGAAACCUCGGCUCUCGACUCCACCAAUGUCGAGAACGCUUUCGCGGAAGUCCUCACUCAGAUUCACUGCAUUGUGAGCAGAAAGGCCAUGGAAGCUGCGAGCGAAUCUGCUAAUGUUCCGUCGAAAGGAGACAAGAUCGAUCUUGGUAAAGAUGUUUCGGCAGUGAAGAAAGGUGGAUGCUGCUCAAACUAAUAACAGAGUGGAUCUUGGUUUGGUGGUAACUACCGGAUGACCGGUUUCUGUUAACGGUUAUGUGUUCAGAAGUGGUUCUGCUGAUUAUAUAAAUUAAUCGUUGUUCUUGGUUGAGAAGUAAUUUUGAAUUUUGAUGUUUUGUCAAAUUACCUGAACUUUAUUAUCUAAGAAAGAGAGAUAAAAGAUAGUUUUUGAUGA
Brassica napus (rape) is the source of this 1019-nucleotide messenger RNA. RefSeq names its product ras-related protein RABA1c. Bases 171 to 821 code for a protein of 216 amino acids. Gene Ontology annotation, molecular function: GTP binding; GTPase activity. The transcript has 2 exons. The record is from RefSeq and is a predicted model, not a curated record. NCBI's taxonomy places the organism in Eukaryota, Viridiplantae, Streptophyta, Magnoliopsida, Brassicales, Brassicaceae. Gene Ontology annotation, cellular component: endosome.